AUGGACGAGUACGACUCCAAGUACUCGCGCAACAAUGUCGAGAUGCGAGCCAUCGACGACGAGAUCCGCGACCUCGAGUUCGACCGUAAUCCGAACGCGGCGACAAACAAGCAAUGGGCGACACCGAACGAUAUCAAGGACAUGGACGACCUCGGUCUGACACCAACAUUCAAGAGACGUUUCAAGUUCGUUGCUAUGGUUGGCUUUAGCAGUACUGUCGUGGUGGCCUGGCAGAACAUGUUGGCGACCUUCUAUUUCGCGCUAUACAACGGAGGAACGGGAGGCCUGUUCUGGGGCUUCGUCUUUUCACUGUUCGCCAUGACCUUCGUCUACCUCACCAUUGCGGAGCUCUCUUCAUCCUUCCCUACAGCCGGUGGACAAUACCAAUGGGUGUCCGAGUGUGCUCCCCAGAGCUGCAGCAAGCUUCUCGCGUAUUGUACUGGCUGGCUCGUUACCCUCUCCUGGGUCACUUUCCUCGGAGCCUGCGCGGUGGCUAUCGGCAACAUCAUCAAAUACUGCAUCCUGAUCUACCACCCGAACUCCUCGGCUGCGAACAGCCAGUGGCUUCCCACCCUGUUUGCUCUGUGCUUCCUGAUUGGCGGUGCCUUCUUCAACAUCUACUUGGCCAAGCGGUUUCCUCUCAUUGAGGGUAUCAUGCUGUGCAUCCAUUUGGCGGGCUGGGCGGCAGUCGUGGUCACCCUGUGGACCACAGCGCCUCGCGGAAACGCCCACGAUGUCAUCUUUGGAUUCACCAACCCUGGUGGAUGGGAGAACGCCGGCGUGGCAUCGAUCAUCGGUGUGCUCACGCCUUUCAGCUCGCUUGUCGGAUAUGACAGUUCGGUGCACAUGACUGAGAACGCAAGAGAUGCAUCCCGCACCAUUCCUCUGUCGCUGUUGACGGCAUACGGUCUGAACUCGGCCAUGGCCUUCAUUGCCGCCAUCACCAUGGUCUUCUGCGUUGGAGACGUCAACGAAGUCCUCCUUGCGCCCUCGCCUUUCGUGGAGGUUUUCCUCAACGCCACUGGAAGCAGGGCCGGCACUGUCAUUCUGAUCGUGCCCAUCAUCCUGGGCUUCACUUCUGCUUUGAUCAGUGAAGUCGCCACUGCAAGCCGUCAACUGUGGUCGUUCGCAAGAGACGGCGGGCUGCCGGGUGGUCACUGGCUCGAACCUGUACCUGAUGCCGAAACCCCCCGUCGCGCCGUUUGGGUCACCGUCGCCAUCUCCUUUGCCCUCUCCUGCAUCAACUUCGGCCCCGUGGUCGGAUUCAACGCCAUCGUCUCCCUCGUCAUCUGCGCCCUCGCCUUCUCCUACAGCAUCACCAUCAGCUGCGUCAUCUACCGCCGCUACUUCGGCAAGCCCUUGCCUUCAGAGCGCUUCAACCUUGGCCGCGCUGGCGGCAUCAUCAACAUCAUCGCCCUCCUCUGCGUGCUCCCGAUCACGAUCUUGUCGGUCUUCCCGUCGGUGCCGAACCCGAGCCCUUCAUUGAUGAAUUGGUCGUCCCUCGUCUUCGGGACUGUGACUAUUGUGGCGGCGAUCAACUACUUUGCCGGUGGGAGGAAGGGAUUCAACCCGCCCAUUCGCAAGCUGGACUAG
Messenger RNA from Saxophila tyrrhenica, 1593 nucleotides. RefSeq lists its product as uncharacterized. Bases 1 to 1593 code for a protein of 530 amino acids. Lineage: Eukaryota; Fungi; Ascomycota; Dothideomycetes; Mycosphaerellales; Extremaceae. The record is from RefSeq and is a predicted model, not a curated record. Gene Ontology annotation, biological process: transmembrane transport. Gene Ontology annotation, cellular component: membrane. Gene Ontology annotation, molecular function: transmembrane transporter activity. The transcript has 5 exons.